AUGACCGCCUCGCAAAUCAACAACUGCUUCUCGUCCUUCAUCAAGGCUCUGCAUCCCCAUUUUCCUCUUUUGUCGCUUCCCCUGGACGUCCAAAACACCCUCGAGGCGUCUCCGCUGCUUUUCUGGACCAUCAUCACCGUAGCCAGUCGCCAUGACCGGGCAUCAUAUCGAGCGCUGCAGCCCUUUGUGCGCAAAUCCAUUGCCGGCGUGCUUCAUCCAUCCGGCCACGGCCUGCAAUCCUGUCAAGCUUUGUGUCUCGUAUGUCUAUGGCCGUUCGACGCCGAAGACCCCAACGAUGACCCAUCCUAUCUCUAUGCGGGUAUGGUCAGUCACCUGGCCUUGAAGAUGGGAUUGCAUCGACCAGAGUUUGCCCAUGAAUUCAAGGACAUCAAUGAUGCCUUCGACCGGGCACAACAUAAUCAUGAGAGGUGGCCUACAUGGUUAGCUUGCCAAUUCGUCGAGCAUAUGCUGGCGAGCAAAAAUGGUGUUCCCAGCGGUAUCAGAUCGGACUGGUCGUCGAACUAUAAAUUGCGCAACCAAGACAGUCCUGCCCAAAGGAGGAUAUCACCAAUCCUGAGACAUCAUGUACAGCUAUGUGCGAUCCGAGAUCGUCAUCUCACUGCCAUUGCAUAUCAGGGCCAGACACUUUCGGGACUGAGACCGCCCAAGGACCGCGAAGGCUAUUUGAAAUUGUACCACGCCGAGCUGGACGACUUCGAAGCCGCUACCUCGCCGCUUGACCCUCUGAGUGCAGUCUUCUUGAACAUGAGUAGGGUGACCAUUGCUGGCUUUUGCUUGGCCCGGGACAUGAUGCCAUGUGAUCAUCAGCUUCGCCUGCUCCUCCGGUCUGGUCUGUACUCGGCGACAGCCAUUCUCGACCUCGUAGCACCUUUGGCUUGGGAAACCUUACCUGUGCAUGUUCUACGAUCGCUCCUUUACGCUGGCGUGUUUGCUUCACAUCUCGCGAGAUGCGACAUGGACACCUUCUCGACCGAGCCGAUGAUCGUCUUGGAACGAGCCACGGAUAUCCUCAGACACCUAGCUCACGGGCAAGACUUUGCGACUCGGGCUAAAAUCGUCCUCGAGACCGAACUACAUCGGCAUGCGAAAGGGGCUUCUUCAGUCCAGAAGAGGCAGGCCGGCGUGGAAUUCCAUGCGCGGAUGGAGGCUAAUAUGUAUUGGGAUCUUGUCGAGAGUGAUAAGUCGAGGCACAACUGGAAUCAGACAGCAAACGACAUCUACUGGAAACUCAUUCUAUCCGAGGCGAAUCCAAUAUCGCCAACGAGGCGGGGUGCCCCAUCUGCAAUUGAUUAA
Molecule: messenger RNA, 1314 nt
Organism: Zasmidium cellare ATCC 36951
Lineage: Eukaryota; Fungi; Ascomycota; Dothideomycetes; Mycosphaerellales; Mycosphaerellaceae
Exons: 1
Coding region: 1-1314 (437 amino acids)
Biological process (GO): DNA-templated transcription; regulation of DNA-templated transcription
Cellular component (GO): nucleus
Molecular function (GO): transcription cis-regulatory region binding; zinc ion binding; DNA-binding transcription factor activity, RNA polymerase II-specific
Source: RefSeq, a predicted model, not a curated record